AUGUCCAUUGUUCUUCAGGUCAAAUUGCAACAAGAAGAAAGACAUCCAUCGGAUCCGACGAUGAUCCUGAAGAUCUACGAUCGCCAAUACUCACCUGAACUGCGUGAAUUCAAGCACUCAGGUCCAGCGACCGCCGAAACCGAAGAUCAAUUCAUCGCUUUCUUGAGACAAGGCUGUAUGCCUCAAUUCUUGCUUGACUAUGAGGAGGAUGGUCCAUUGGCCUAUGACGAAUGGGAUACGCCGAAGCGAGAGGCAUACUUUUACGCCAGAUCCAGCCUAAGUCACGAGAUCGAGCUGGACGUGUACGACAAACUCGUCGACAUGCAAGGCAUACACAUCCCGACGCUCUUUGCAGAUGUACGAUUGUCUCCACAAUAUACUGUCAUACAGCAAGAUGAGGGGUUGACGGAGUACACGGAAAUUAGAGCCAUCCUCAUGGAACACAUUUCCGGUUUUCCUCCCCACGACAUUGUGAAAGAAACACCAGAGUCAGAUUGGGCUUCCAUUUGCAAUCAAGCCGUGGAUAUCAUCAGAAAGAUCGCAGAAAACAACUUCAUCAAUUUCGACAUCAAGACGAGAAAUAUUCUUGUCCGACAAUGUCGUUUCCGCGAUCCUUCUGAUAGUGAUGAAGUAUGGCGAGAGAGAAAGAGGCAGAAGAAUGAAGAAGGAGCUGGGAAGAAGUACAAGGGAUCUUUGCCUCUGCCGUGGCAGUAUGAGCCUUCGGGAAGGUUUGAUGGCGAGUAUAUCGAGUUGUAUGAUAAUGCCGAAUGAACGGG
This is a messenger RNA of Aureobasidium pullulans EXF-150, 776 nucleotides long. RefSeq lists its product as uncharacterized. NCBI's taxonomy places the organism in Eukaryota, Fungi, Ascomycota, Dothideomycetes, Dothideales, Saccotheciaceae. The record is from RefSeq and is a predicted model, not a curated record. The transcript has 3 exons. Bases 1 to 771 code for a protein of 256 amino acids.